GACAUUUCGUUCAGUCCUCCACCCGCCCGCUUCGAGUUGGUUCGUGCUCGCUCGCUCCGACCACUGCCCCCCCCCCCAGCCGCGUCGGACGCCGCGCGAGAUCCCCUUCCCCGCGCGCACCCCCAGCGCGGCCGCGGAGUCCUAGGGCUAGGGUUUAUCAGGAGAUGCGUCCCCUCCUCGUCCUCGCCGCCGCUUGCGCCCUUCUCGUGGCGGCCGGCGCCGCCGCCGCGGAGGAAGAGGCGAAGAACGCCACCAACAAGUUCCGGCAGCGCGAGGCCAGCGAUGACAUGCUCGGCUACCCCCACCUAGAUGAAGAUGCUUUAUUGAAUACCAAGUGUCCAAAGCAUGUGGAGCUGAGAUGGAAGACUGAAGUUAGUUCAAGCAUUUAUGCAACUCCUUUGAUUGCUGAUAUCAACAGUGAUGGAAAAUUGGAAGUAGUGGUGCCAUCAUUUGUUCAUUACUUAGAAGUUCUUGAAGGCUCUGAUGGAGACAAACUGCCAGGAUGGCCUGCAUUUCAUCAGUCAAAUGUUCAUUCAAGCCCUCUUCUAUAUGACAUUGACAAGGAUGGUGUACGGGAAAUAGUUUUGGCUACUUACAAUGGUGUAGUGAAUUUCUUUAGGAUAUCAGGUUAUAUGAUGAUGGACAAGCUCGAGGUACCUCAUAGGAAAGUACGUAAAGACUGGUAUGUUGGGCUAAAUCCAGAUCCAAUUGAUCGUUCCCAUCCAGAUGUUCAUGAUAGUUCAAUUGUGAAAGAGGGUGCUUCUAAGGAAUCUCCCCCAAAAGAUCAGGAGAAAUCUGGUAUUGAAGAAUCUUCUAAGGGAAAUCAGUCACGGAGUAUGCAGGGAGGUGAGGACCUGAAAAAUGUGUCUAGGCAACACUCCGUUGAAACAAAACCUAAUUCUACCCGAGUACAAGAGAAUGUGGAGUUGUCGAAUAAUGUAACCAACACUCAAUCUGGGAGUAUCUCUGGUGUUACUACUGCAACAGAGAAAACAUCACAUACUCAAAGGCGUUUACUUCAAACAGCUGAUAAAAGUGAUGAUCAAACAGGAAGCUCAAAAACUCAUGAAAGUGAUUCGGAGGCAAAAGUAGGAGCCACUGUUGAAAAUAGUGGGCCACUAGAGGAUGAUGCUGAUACAUCAUUUGAUAUGUUCCGGGAUGCAGAAGAUCUGCCUGAUGAGUACAAUUAUGAUUAUGAUGACUAUGUUGAUGAAUCCUUGUGGGGAGAUGAGGACUGGAAGGAACAAGAACAUGAGAAAGCGGAAGAUUAUGUGAGCAUAGAUGCUCAUAUCUUGUCCACCCCUGUAAUUGCAGAUAUUGACAAAGAUGGUGUACAAGAAAUGGUGAUUGCUGUAUCCUACUUUUUUGAUCGCGAGUACUACGAUAACCCAGAACAUGCAAAAGAGCUAGGAGGGAUUGACAUUGAAAAAUAUGUUGCAAGCAGUAUAGUUGUCUUUAACCUUGACACACGGCAAGUUAAAUGGACUGCAGAGCUUGAUUUGAGUACUGAUACUGGAAAUUUCCGUGCACAUGUAUAUUCCUCUCCAACCGUGGUUGAUUUGGAUGGUGAUGGAAAUUUGGACAUCCUUGUUGGAACUGCCUAUGGCCUGUUUUAUGUCAUCGAUCAUCGUGGUAAGGUUAGGAACAAAUUCCCCCUCGAGAUGGCUGAGAUUCAUGCACCAGUCAUUGCUGCGGACAUCAACGAUGAUGGGAAAAUUGAGAUGGUUACUGCUGAUGCCCAUGGAAAUGUAGCAGCAUGGACUGCAGAGGGAGAAGAAAUCUGGGAAGUGCAUCUAAAGAGUCUAAUUCCACAGCGACCCACUGUUGGUGAUGUCAAUGGAGAUGGCCACACUGAUGUUGUGGUCCCUACCGUGUCAGGAAACAUCUAUGUUCUUAGUGGAAAGGAUGGCUCGAAAAUUCAUCCUUUCCCGUAUAGAGCACAUGGAAGGAUCAUGAGUCCUGUACUACUGCUCGACAUGAGCAAACAUGGAGGAAAUGCACAAGGGCUAACUCUUGCUACUACGUCCUUCGAUGGUUAUUUGUAUUUGAUCGAGGGAUCAAGUGGUUGUGCGGAUGUUGUUGACAUCGGAGAGACCUCGUACACCAUGGUUUUGGCUGACAAUGUGGAUGGUGGAGAUGACCUUGAUCUUAUUGUUACCACAAUGAAUGGCAACGUCUUCUGCUUUUCCACUCCCUCACCACACCAUCCACUCAAGGAAUGGAGAUCAUCAAGCCAAGGAAGGAAUAAUGCUGCAUAUCGGUACAACCGUGAAGGUAUUUAUGUUAAGCGUGGUUCCAGGACCUUCCGUGAUGAAGAGGGCAAGCAUUUCUGGCUAGAGUUUGAGAUUGUUGACAAGUACCGGGUUCCCUAUGGUAACCAAGCUCCCUAUAACGUGACGGUAACUUUACUUGUUCCUGGGAAUUAUCAAGGAGAUAGACGCAUUGUGGUCAAUGAGGUGUAUCAUCAGCCAGGGAAGCAACGGAUGAAGCUUCCAACUGUUUCUGUUAGAACUACAGGAACUGUUCUCUUGGAGAUGGUUGACAAAAAUGGGUUUUAUUUCUCUGACGAGUUCUCACUCACCUUCCACAUGCAUUACUAUAAGCUGCUGAAAUGGCUUGUGCUUCUGCCAAUGCUCGGGAUGUUUGUUGUUCUUGUCAUCUUACGGCCCCAAGAAGGCGCACCAUUGCCAUCGUUUUCUCGGAACAUCGAUUAAUGAUUCAUAUGGUGAAAAGCACAGGGCCUCACUGAAGCAAAUGAAGAGAUAAAGAUUACCUCCCAACCCUCCAGUGACAGGACUUGUCCACACUGUAAUAUACGGGGGAGUUUAAUCUACACAGAAUUCACGCGUUGCUCUCCAGCAGUUAACCAGUUCAGGGGUCAUAGUUUUACAGUAGAACAGAUCAGUUUUGCAGAAGAAUUUUGUACACACGCGGAGCCAUUUUCUAACCGGUGAUGUAUUAGAUUGGCUCAUCUGAGCCUACAUUGUCACUAUAGCAUCGGUUCAACUGAGCUACAUAACUUAUGCUGUUUAACUGCUGAAUGCUGCUCAAGGAAAUGAUAGACACCGUGGGAUUGUAAGGUGGUGCUUUGUUGCCUUUUCCCUGUCACUGAA
This is a messenger RNA of Phragmites australis (common reed), 3113 nucleotides long. RefSeq names its product protein DEFECTIVE IN EXINE FORMATION 1-like. The record is from RefSeq and is a predicted model, not a curated record. The transcript has 13 exons. Gene Ontology annotation, molecular function: protein binding. Bases 165 to 2714 code for a protein of 849 amino acids. NCBI's taxonomy places the organism in Eukaryota, Viridiplantae, Streptophyta, Magnoliopsida, Poales, Poaceae.